This is a messenger RNA of Sinocyclocheilus grahami, 935 nucleotides long. RefSeq names its product protein FAM177A1-like. Bases 46 to 660 code for a protein of 204 amino acids. The transcript is spliced from 5 exons. The record is from RefSeq and is a predicted model, not a curated record. Lineage: Eukaryota; Metazoa; Chordata; Actinopteri; Cypriniformes; Cyprinidae.
CUGCGGAAGAGCUCGAAGAAAGCAACAGAAAGGACAGAAGAAGACAUGGCUGAAGUGUCACUGUACCUCACAAACGUUAACGUGUCUCUGGGGCAAACUAUGGACCCAGAAAAGAGUUCUACGGUGGUGAAGGAGUUUGAAAAUGUGGAACUUGGAGAUCUGGGCAAAAAGAAGCCAAGGAUUCCUCGCAGAACAAUCUACUUUGCCUCUGGUGAAACCAUGGAGGAGUACAGUACAGAUGAAGAGGAGGAAGAAGAACCAGAGAAAGCGAAAACUUUAAGUACAGUGGAUACGUCAAAGUUGACCUGGGGUCCAUAUGUCUGGUUCCAUAUGUGGAGAGUGGCUACCUCAUCCAUCUCAGUUUGUGACUAUCUUGGAGAGAAAGUGGCCUCACUGCUGGGAAUCACGACGCCAAAAUAUCAGUAUGCAAUUGAUGAGUACUACAGGAUGAAGAAAGAGGAGGAGGAAGAAGAGGAGGAGAACCGUCUCUCUGAGGAGGCAGAACAUCGUUUUGAGGAGCAGCACAAUCAGGAGGGCCAGCAGCCAAAGAUCGAGCAACCAGAAGGAACUGCUUCUUUUGUGAACGUGACUUUUGAACUGGAGCAGGAAUCACAUGCUACAUCUGAUGCUAAUAAAGUGCCUGCCCCCAUUUCCUCCUAAAAUACUGUUUAGUUGAUUGAGCAUAUUAGAUGCUUUUUACCAUAUUAACCUUAGACAUGAGGUGUGCUAGGUUUCUUUAUUGGAGGAGAAGUUUACAUGACGUUAAACAUGAAGGUAACGUUGUUUAUGCAUAGCUGACAAUGAUUCUGCUUUUAAUGCAGAACUGUUUUAUUAAUCAUUUCACAAGCCAUACAUAAAACUAGCAUGGAAUAAAAAUAUAUAAUAAAAAAGUAAUUGCGAAUUUACCUUACAAUUCUGACUUUUUCUCUGACUUU